UUUUAAUCGAAUUCAAUUUGUUUAAAAUUUUUUCUUCGAUCUGAUUUUCGAAUUUCGAAUCUUUUUUUUUUUUAUUGACACGCACACUAUUUUCACAGUAAUUUUGAAAUUCCAAAAGGAAGAGAUUGUUUAAUUUUCCACAACCGGUUGAAAUAGUGUCUAAUCCAUUUUUUUUUGUUUUGUUUAAUUCAUUUUUCAUCUAUCGUUUUAGUUUGUUUUUUUUGUUUAUAUCGGCCAAAUCAUCUCUACUCAAUCAUCACAGACAACAAUAAAUGUUGAAUUAAUCCAGAAAUAAACAAUAAAAAAACGUUUGCCAAAAGAAUUUUUAAAAAAAAGAAAAGAAACUUGAUGAAUGAAUGUCAGCAUCAAUUUUCAAAUAUUCAUAAUUAAAAAAAUUUUCGGCCAUGGAACAACAAAAUGGUAAUGGUGAUGGCCAUGUGUCGGAUGUUGUUAUUGGUGCUAAUGAUAUGAAAACAACACCAAACAUUACAAAGAAAAAUAAUAAUCGAAUAAUUCGUAGCCUUGAUUGGGAUGAUUAUCUAAAAGUUUGUCCGGGAAGACCAGCACCAGCCCAAUAUUUUAAUCAUCAUCUAGAUCCACCAGAUAAUGAAUUUAAAAUCAAUCAAAAACUUGAAGUAUCUAGUCCGGAUAGUCAUGAUUUUGUACAUUUAGCUACUGUUGUUGGCUAUAUGGGUCCACGUUUGCAGCUACGAUUGGAUGGUUGUGACAAUGCAAAUGAUUUUUUCGAACUAGUCGAUUCUGAAGCAAUAAGUCCAAUCGGUACUUAUAAAUCAAAAGGACGUUUUUUUGCUGCACCAUUACGUUUUCGUAGAGAUGCGGCAACAUAUGCAAGUUUCUGUAAACAAGUGUUAAAAAAUUCGUUUUAUGCACCAGAACGAUGUUUUAAAUCACCACCAAAACGUCCAGAAAGAAAUUAUUUUGAACCCGGUAUGAAAUUAGAAGCAGUGGAUAAAAAACAUCCAUCAAAUAUUUGUCCAGCAACAAUAAAAAGUGUUGAUAAUAUGGAUGUAGAGAUACAUCUGGAUGGUUGGGAUAAUAAUAAUGAUUAUAAGUGUCCUUAUCAUUCACGACAUCUUUUUCCCGUUGGUUGGUGUAAAAAAACUGGCCACAUUCUUCAAUUACCUGGACCGAAAGUUGAAUAUGAAAUUGAUACUAAAAAACAACAACGACAACAACAACAACAAUCCGAUACAAGUAUUAGACAAAAUGAUUUAAACCCUUGUAAACAAACUAAUAAUAAUAAUAAUGCUAUUCAUUCGAACAAUAAUCAUAAUAAUAAUAAAGUUCAUCAGAAUCAUCAUGAAGUUGAUUCUUCAUUACAUAAAACGAUCAAAGUUGAAUCAACCGUCGUUGGUGAUGAAGAAAGUGUGAAAAAAAUGUCCAUUAAUCAGAAUCAUAUUCCUCAUCAUCAUAAUCAUAAUCAAAACAAGAAUAAUGAUCACAAAAUUCAAUCGAUAACAUCAUCAUCAUCAUCAUCAUCAACAUCGACAUCGAUUGAUAUUUCGUCGAAAAAACAAAUGAUGAAUAAUACUAAUAAAUUAGUGAAUGAAAAUUUUCAACAACAACAAACAAAACCAAACAACAACAGUAAUAAUAAUAAUAAUAAUAGCCGAAAAUCUUUGAUUAAUUCCAUUUCAUUAUCGGAUCAUCAUAAUAAUUCAUCGUCAUCAUCAUCGUCAGGAAAAUUAGCAUCGACAGCUUCCAAAUUACCAUCACCAUCAUCAUUGACAUUAGCAUCAGAUUCUUCCAUAAAAUCAUCAAAAAAUAUUGAUAUUAAUAAACGUAAACAUAGUGAGAAUAAUCAUCAUAAUCAUCAUCAUCAUCAUCAUAAUCAUCAACAAGAAAAAUACAAUAAUCAUGGUACAGAUAAUAAAUUAGAAAAUUCCAGUGCCUCGCUUUCAUUUGCAGCGACAACUACAAAAACCACGAUGUCAACAAAUCUAAAAUCAAUGGAAAUUCCAUUAAUGAAUGCUGCGGUAAAACGUUCACCAGAAGAUGAAGAUCAAUGUUCAUCAACAUCAACGCCUGUGACAUCGAAAAAGAUUGCUAGAAAAUCCAUUGUUGGAAAUGGCCAUAAUCAAAAUAAUGAACAUCCGAAUCAAGAUCAUGAUCAUCCGCAGCAACAACCGAUUCGAAAAAAUAAUAAAUUGGUAGAAAUGACACAACCGGCUAAAUUGCCAUUAUAUUUUGUUAAUGGCCAAAAUAACAACGAUAACAACAAUGAUAAUAAUAUUGUAAUGAAUAAUCAAUCAUCAUCAUCGUCAAUGAUAAUGAAACGAUAUGCAAAUGAAUUGCCAACAAGAGAAAUUGUUGAUCAUUGGUCAGUGGAUGAAUUGUUGGAAUUUUUGAACAUACGUUUUCCAGAAUUUCAUAAAUUUGAACAAAAUUUUCGAUCUCAUGAAAUUGACGGUAACGCAUUUCUACUACUUGACAAUCAUGAUUUAAUGAUGAAAUUUUUGGGCGUUAAAUUGGGCUAUUCACUUAAGAUUAUUGAUCUGAUUGAAAAGAUUAAUACUGGUGGUUGUAGUGGAAAUAUUAUGGAUACAACUGACAGUAGUUUAUCGAAUUAAGAGAAUUGGAAACAAAAAGAUUCCUUUUUAUCAUCAUCAACAUUAUCAUCCACACAUACACACAUCCACAAAAACAAACAAAUACUUUUUUUUGUGAAUCAAUUUUAAUUGUUAUCAAUUGUCGAUAAAUUCUAUAUUAUGUGUAACUUUUCUGAGAAUACUUUAUCUUAUUAUCAAUGGUCAUUAUCAUUAUUUUAUUUUGGGAAAAAAAAGAUUUGAAUUUGUUUUUCUUUCACCUCUCUUCCUCCUUCAACACAACAUUAUUAUCGUUGAUUUUUUUUCAGCCAAAUUUCAAAUUUGGUCAUUUAAAUCCAGAAACUUUUUAUCCACUAUUUAGGUACUCAGUACACACGAAACAAAACUCUUAUUUGAUUUUCUUUUUCUUUUCAUUUUUUUUUUUUUUUGGCGAAAUUAAUCAAAGUUUUUCCUGUUAUACGAUUCUAAAAUCGAUAUUCGACAAUGAAAAUCAAUAUUUGAUCAUCAAAAUUCUCUUUAAUAUAUAUUGCGAACCGGAGAGAAAAGAUUUUU
Messenger RNA from Dermatophagoides pteronyssinus (European house dust mite), 3119 nucleotides. RefSeq lists its product as uncharacterized. The record is from RefSeq and is a predicted model, not a curated record. Gene Ontology annotation, biological process: negative regulation of DNA-templated transcription. Gene Ontology annotation, molecular function: chromatin binding; histone binding. Gene Ontology annotation, cellular component: nucleus. NCBI's taxonomy places the organism in Eukaryota, Metazoa, Arthropoda, Arachnida, Sarcoptiformes, Pyroglyphidae.